AGCCGUGUUUGAGAAACUCUUGAGUUAGGGUUCAUUUAAAAAAGAUGGGAGCCCAAGGCCCUGAGCCAACCGUUAAAACUGCCAAAAUUUCCUCGUGGCCUCUCUCUGUGCUUAGCAAACCCUUAAUUUCCCAAAUUUAAUUUUCCCCAUCAAAUUGACUAAACAAAACUUCUGCAAAUCCCACCAUUUCCCUUCUGCCAUAAUUUUUUCCCCAAUCACCAAAUUGGCCCCUUUUUUCAGGCGGACUCAAAUUGGACAUUUUAAAUGUCAAGCCAGAUGAAGGAAGAAGAGAGAAUCGAAAGGAUCAUUCGAGGUCUCCUAAAGCUGCCAGAUAACCGGAGAUGCAUUAACUGCAACAGUUCGGGACCGCAGUAUGUUUGUACAACUUUCUGGACAUUCGUAUGCAUGAAUUGCAGCGGAAUACAUCGAGAAUUCACACACCGGGUAAAAUCGGUGUCAAUGGCUAAGUUUACUGCCCAAGAAGUUAGUUGCCUUCAAGCUGGUGGCAAUGAGCGGGCAAGGCAAAUUUACUUCAAGACUUGGGAUCCUAGUCAGAAUUUUUGCCCGGAUGGCAGCAACCUUAACAAACUGAGGGACUUCAUCAAACAUGUUUACGUGGACCGUAAAUUUUCAGGCGACAAGAGCCAAGAAAAGUCUCCCAUAGCUAAAUCUGGUUCAAGAGAUUUGUAUGAUGAGCGGCGUUCGUUUGAAAGAUCCAUCCCUGGUGGAAAGGAAGUGUUUGGAGAGCGCCAUUCGUUUGAAAGUUUUAGUUUGGGUGAUAGGCGUUGGCACGAUAAAUCCAGUCGAGGCAGUAAAGAGGACUUAAAUGAUAGGUGCUAUUUAGAAAAGCACAAUAAUGCAGCUAGAAAGAAUGAAGAUAGAAACUUGAGAUAUGGCAUUGACCAAACCAGAAGUCCCCGAUACACCCAACCGAAGAGCCGUCCUGCCCAGUUCGAAAUUGUUGAUGAUAGGUUUCGAGAGGACGGGUCUGGGAAUGUGAAACGGUAUGAGCAUUAUCGGUUUACCAAAGCAGAGUCAAAGCGUCAGAGCAGAUCACCCGAUUCUCAACGGGCGAGUACUGAACCAACCCAUCCUGUUGUCUGCCCCAUUAAAGAUAUCUUGGGUGACCAAGUUGUUAAGCUGGAAGUUGGUGAUCCUCCAGAACCAAAGGAAGCAAAUGUUCAGAACAAUGGAGAGUCUACUAAAUCAUCAGACUCUGUAAAGCCUAUAAACUUGAUUGAUUUCGAAGAUGAUCUUCAACCUCCAGCAAGUGCUUCAACUCAGUCAACACAACAACCACCAGCUUCAACUUCCUCAAGUGAAAAGGCUUCAACUAAUGUUGAUUCUACGGAGUCAUUAUUAUUAUUGGGAAUGUCUCCCGCUGCUUCGCCAACAGUAGCGACAGAUAUGACAUCGCCAGCGCCAGUUCCUGCUGAUUCCACAACCGCUCAUCAAGAGAAUGUUCCUCAGGAUUCUAACGCGGGAAAUGAUCAAAAACAUAGUGGAAGAAAUGAGCUUCCAGCGGAACUUUUCACAUCAAGCUAUUCACCUUUUCUGGCGGCAGCGCCUGGAUGGAUGGAAUAUGGAAUGCAUUAUCAUCCUCAUCAUCAUGCAAGGAUGAUGCUCUCAGCAAAAUCAAGAAACCCGUUUGAUGUUUGUGACGAAAGCUCUCAAGUUCCCGCCCCAAUGCUUCCUUCCAUGCUACCGUUGCAAGGAACGCCUAAUGUAUUGCCUUCGCCACAUCCCCAACAAUCACCAUAUGCAUUGGCACCGCCUCUUCCAUCAACUUCUUAUGGGAUGGUUGUACCUCCAGGGGCAUAUGUUGGACCACAAUUACCCAACAAUUUGUUAAUGAGAGGGUAUCAAGAACACAACAACUCUGAAACCGGAGAAUCGCCAUUUGCUUUGCUGAACCCUCUUCAUCAAUCUAGUAGCAGUAGCAUUCCAUACAUGACACCGGAUACUUCAUCACAUUCCUCUUCAACCAGAACCAAUCCCUUCAGUUAUUAGAGAAAGAUUAAGUUUGACCACUUAUUUGUUUUUAAUGAACUACUAGCCUCGUA
Messenger RNA from Cuscuta campestris, 2063 nucleotides. The record is from the annotation of a GenBank genome assembly. Lineage: Eukaryota; Viridiplantae; Streptophyta; Magnoliopsida; Solanales; Convolvulaceae.